AUGGAAUUUCUUACCUGGGUUUUUCCUGCCUUGGUUCUACUGUGCACCCAACAGCACAGGUGUAUCAGAGCUAUGAAUGACAUCGGAGAUUACAUAGGUUCCAACAUCGAAAUAUCCUGGUUACCCAACCUGGAUGAUUUAAUGAAAGGGUAUGCACGUAAUUUCAGGCCUGGGAUUGGAGGUCCUCCUGUUAAUGUUGCUCUUGCAAUUGAAGUAGCCAGCAUUGACCACAUCUCAGAAGUGAACAUGGAAUAUACCAUGACGGUAUUUUUGCACCAGAGCUGGCGAGAUGACCGUCUGUCUUACAACCACACCAAUGAAACUUUGGGCUUAGACAGCCGGUUUGUGGACAAGCUCUGGUUGCCAGAUACUUUCAUAGUAAAUGCCAAGUCUGCCUGGUUCCAUGAUGUGACUGUGGAAAACAAACUUAUCAGGCUCCAGCCAGAUGGAGUCAUUUUAUACAGUAUCAGGAUUACCUCAACAGUGGCCUGUGACAUGGACCUUUCCAAGUAUCCAAUGGAUGAGCAAGAAUGCAUGUUGGAUUUGGAGAGCUAUGGCUACUCUUCAGAGGACAUCGUCUACCACUGGUCAGAAAACCAGGAGGAGAUCCAUGGGCUGGAUAAGCUACAGCUCGCUCAAUUCACAAUUACCAAUUACCAGUUCACAACAGAAAUGAUGAACUUCAAAUCUGCAGGUCAGUUUCCCAGGCUCAGUCUCCACUUCCACCUUCGGCGAAACCGAGGAGUUUACAUCAUUCAGUCUUAUGUUCCUUCUAUCUUACUAGUGGCCAUGUCAUGGGUAUCCUUCUGGAUCAGUCAGUCAGCUGUGCCUGCCAGAGUGUCAUUAGGUAUAACUACUGUUCUUACUAUGACUACACUGAUGGUCAGUGCCCGAUCUUCGCUUCCACGAGCAUCUGCCAUCAAGGCGCUUGAUGUUUACUUCUGGAUUUGCUAUGUGUUUGUCUUUGCUGCACUGGUAGAAUAUGCAUUUGCACAUUUCAAUGCUGACUACAUGAAAAAGCAGAAGAACAAGAUAAAGGCAAGAAGGCAGAGUGGAGAGAUAAACGUGAAGAAUGCCAUUGUUCUGUUUUCCCUUUCCAUAGCUGGUGUGAACCAGGAACUGGCCAUUUCCAAUAGGCAGCACCGAAUUCCCAGAAGCCUGCCUGGAUCAUAUGGCACAAUAGAAAUAGAAACUGGAGAGACAAAACAGCACCAAGUAAUGAAACUGGAUAAAAAGAGUGGUCUGAAGUCCCUCUUUAAGCCCAUUGAUGCUGAUACCAUUGAUAUAUAUGCCAGAGCUGUGUUCCCAGCAGCCUUUGCAGCAGUCAAUGUUAUAUACUGGGUUGCAUACACAAUGUAA
Molecule: messenger RNA, 1359 nt
Organism: Gymnogyps californianus (California condor)
Lineage: Eukaryota; Metazoa; Chordata; Aves; Accipitriformes; Cathartidae
Gene: GABRD
Product: gamma-aminobutyric acid type A receptor subunit delta
Exons: 9
Coding region: 1-1359 (452 amino acids)
Biological process (GO): regulation of membrane potential; nervous system process; signal transduction
Cellular component (GO): membrane; synapse; neuron projection
Molecular function (GO): extracellular ligand-gated monoatomic ion channel activity; neurotransmitter receptor activity; GABA-A receptor activity
Source: RefSeq, a predicted model, not a curated record